Protopolystoma xenopodis is the source of this 1374-nucleotide messenger RNA. The record is from the annotation of a GenBank genome assembly. Lineage: Eukaryota; Metazoa; Platyhelminthes; Monogenea; Polystomatidea; Polystomatidae.
AUGCCCCCUUGCGGCGGCCUCGCGACCCCCGCGCCGCCCACCACCUCCACGAGCCUCGUCGGCGCCGGCGGCAACGGCGGCGCUGGCGUCUUUGCGGGUGUCUUUCGCGCCCGCCGGCCCAUCCUCUGCAAGCCGGCCAAUCUGCAACCGCUUCCACAACCGCCGCCGCCACCAACUCCACCACCUCCGCCACCUCCACUACUACCACCACCACCACCAGCUUUAUCCGCGUCCGGAUACGUUCGACCCGUCACCCGAAAGUUGAUGAUCAGCCCGUUGCCCUCUUGUCCGUCGACCAAUCUGACUCCGGCCCUCGCCACCGCCACCGCAACCGCAACCGCAGAAGCCGCGGCGGCGACGGCGGUCGUCUCGACCUCCGCCCCACCCUCGAUCGCCAACUCGCUACCCGCCCGAUUUCCCGCAAUCUUUCCCAAAUUCUCACAGACGCUCAGCCCGGUCGUCUCCUCCCUCCUCCUCCAGCAACAACAACAACAACAACAACAACAACAACAACAACGACAUUUGCAAUUGUCCUCCACCCUGGCGAGCUCUGUCCCCCAGUCCUCGUGGCUCGCGGCUCAGGCAAUCAUGCUUCUGCCCGCGACCGCGACUCUUCUGCCCGCCCCUGACGACAGCAACCUCGCCAAAUCCUCCUCCUCCCCUUCACCCCCACCGCCGCCUCCUCCGCCUCCACCUCCUCCACCACCUCCUCCUCCUACUCGCCCUCUCCCUCCUUGUUCUCCGUGCGCACUCGCCCUGCCUUCGCUCGUCAUCAGCUCCACCAGCGCCGGCGUCAGCGCCCUCGGCCCCUCGACUCCGCCGUCGCCGUUGCCGUCGCCGUUGCCGUCGGCGUCGGCGUCGCCUGCGCUGCGCCAGCCGGCCGGCGGACAACCGCGCUCCGCCUUCAUCAGGUCCCGGUCGAACGGCGACGCAGAGACGUCGUUGCCGCGUUUGUGCGACGUCGACUCGGCCGAAGGGAACCGGGCACACCGACAGCACUCGCCGCCAAGGCUCAUCAAAGUGGGCUCUCGCUUCCUGUCCAACGAGGUGCACAUCACCAUCGGUCGUCGGGGCGGCCAGAAGCUGCACUAUCGCGGCUACGUGUACACGAAGAAGGAGUUCCGCAAGGGCGUCAUGAUUUGGCGCUGCGUGCGCCGCAAGUGGGACAUCAACUGCUACGGAACCCUGUCCACCACCAAUCAGAUGAAGGAGCCCAAAUUGAUGCACCCCCACAAGCACCCGCCGGACCCGAGAAGUCUGGAGUUCGAGUUGAACAACUCGCCAGCAGGUGCGUCUGUCUGGCCUGUCCCACUCGCGCCGGGUUACCGCGCCGAAUGCCAAAUCGGCCAAAUCGGCCGACACGAGGACGAAUGA